CAUGCUGUGUAUUUAAAUAUCCAAUCAUUUUGGGCAUUAAGGCCAGUGGGGCAGGGUCUCCCGACCCGAACGGUGCGCUUCUCGGCGAUUAAUGCCUGGCCGAGUCCCAGGAUGUGCGGAGCUUGGGUAGCAGAGGGCAGGGCGGGCGAUCCUUUAGUCAAUUCAUGCCCUCCUCUCGUUUCUAAAGCAUACGCCUACUAGCAGCCUCACAGUCCGCUGUCACUGCGGAAACGGCGCCGGCGAAGGGAGGCCUGUUUGUGGACGUGCCGAGAAGAGCGUCGUCCCCGGGCAUUUCUUUCGACGCAAGUUGCUGUUUCGGUACCGGGCGCUCUUGGCCUUGAGUGCUUUAUGAAGUCAAUACCUGGCAAAUGCCAUGUUUUUAAACUUUCUGACGCCGACGCAAGCCUCGCCGGAUUCACGCUGGGACAUCCACUCACACCUAAACGUCAUAAAGCCACCACUGAAUUCACGCUCACCAUAGCGACCUCUGUUUGUCUAACUGGUUCAGUGUCCGUCCCAUACUGACUCCGUUCGCGAGAGGACCCUCAGCUUUGUGUCGAGCAUCCUGACGUCCAGUGAGUGUACGCAAUGGCAUGUCCCAAGAAGGAUGCACAUAAAAAGGAGACGAGCGUUGUAGAACGAAGUGCCUAUGUAUCAAAUCCCUAUCUAUCGACAAUGAAAGAGGAUAUUUUGUACCAUUUUGACCUAGGUACUGGAACUCAUGAUCUUCCUGCUAUGUUUGGUGAUGUUAAGUUUGUAUGUGUAGGUGGAAGUCCAUGGCGAAUGAAGUCCUUUAGUCAGUACAUGAAUGAGUUUUUGGGAUUGGGAUGUGCCACUGCUGAUAUUCCUGAUAUCUGUGCCCACACUGACCGGUAUAGCAUGUAUAAAGUGGGGCCAGUCCUAUCCGUCAGUCACGGCAUCGGGAUCCCAUCGAUCUUAAUCAUGUUGCAUGAACUCAUCAAGUUGCUUUCCCAUGCCAAGUGCUCUGAUGUUGUUGCCUUUCGUAUUGGCACCUCUGGUGGAAUAGGUGUGCAGCCAGGUACAGUUGUGGUCACCAAAAAGGCGGUGAAUCCUUCCUUUAAUCCUGUCUUUGAACUGGUUGUAUUGGGGGUAACAAAGUCUUAUCCAACUACACUCAGUGAACCACUGGCUCAAGAAAUGCUUAACUGCAGCAAGGAACUUGGCAAGUUCGACACUGUCUCUGGAAAUACGCUGUGCACAUCAGAUUUUUAUGAAGGCCAGGCCCGUUUAGAUGGUGCUUUCUGCCACUAUACUGCUGAGGAGAAGAUGAAUUACCUGAAUGCUGCCUGUAAAGCAGGGGUUUGCAACAUUGAGAUGGAGUCAGCUGCAUUUGCAGCGAUAUGCGCCCGAAGUGGAUUACCAGGUGCAGUCGUCUGUGUCACUUUGCUGGACAGACUGCAAGGCGAUCAGAUCAGCAGUUCCCAUGAAGUGCUUUCUGAAUACCAGAUGAGGCCACAGAUGUUGGUUGCUCAUUACAUAAAGAAACAUCUCAAAACCAAAUAAUGUUACCUAUCCAUGUAGAUUCUUUUAAUUUUCAAUCUAGAACUUGUACCAGUUUUAACAUUUGAAACAUUUUCCCAUUUUUCGCACAUUAUUUCCGUGCUUUUUGGAUAUUCUAAGAAAAGUUCACAGGUAUAUUAGUUGCAAUGUAAUAUCAGAAAUUCAUGGUAAUUAGUUACAUUUUGUUAAUGUUAUUGGAUGGGAAAUAAAGAGAUUUAAAACAACA
This is a messenger RNA of Hypanus sabinus (Atlantic stingray), 1747 nucleotides long. Its product is annotated as uridine phosphorylase 1-like. Gene Ontology annotation, cellular component: cytoplasm; cytosol. The transcript is spliced from 9 exons. The record is from RefSeq and is a predicted model, not a curated record. Gene Ontology annotation, biological process: nucleotide catabolic process; uridine catabolic process. Gene Ontology annotation, molecular function: uridine phosphorylase activity. The coding region runs from base 589 to 1524 and encodes 311 amino acids. Lineage: Eukaryota; Metazoa; Chordata; Chondrichthyes; Myliobatiformes; Dasyatidae.